Oikopleura dioica is the source of this 807-nucleotide messenger RNA. NCBI's taxonomy places the organism in Eukaryota, Metazoa, Chordata, Appendicularia, Copelata, Oikopleuridae. The record is from the annotation of a GenBank genome assembly.
AUGCAGAAUCGAGGCAUCUUCGUCGAAAACAGAGAGGGCAAGGAUCCCUGGACUGACAAGGGAGUUCCGGGCGAUUGGAUAACAGAGCUGAAAAUUGGCGAUCUUGGAGCGACGCGGUCUCUGGAGGAGGAUGAGGUUUUGAUCAAAGUAAAGGCAGUUGGCAUCUGCGGAUCAGAUGUUCAUUACUGGACUCAAGGCCGAGGAGCCCGAUUCGCAGUUGACAACAAAAUGGUUCUCGGCCACGAAGGCGCUGGCGAAAUCAUCCAAGUCGGAUCCAAAGUCAGCAACGUUGUCAAAGGCGAUCGCGUCGCUUUCGAACCCGGCUACGCGACUGGCGACGAUGAAUUGACGAAAAACGGGCGCUACAAUUUGAGCAAGGUGUUUUUCUGCGCCACGCCGCCGGACGACGGUUGUCUCUGCCAGUACUUCGUGCACAAGGCGAGCUGCUGCUACAAGAUGCCGGAAGAGAUGAGCUACGAGCUGGGCGCGAUGAUUGAGCCGCUUUCUGUUGGAAUUCACGCUGCUAAGCGAGCAAGAGUUGAACCUGGCCAGGAUGUGCUUAUUACUGGAGCUGGGCCGAUUGGACUUGUGAGCGCGAUCGCAGCGAGCGCAAGAGGAGCCGGAAGAAUCGUCUUAACAGAUGUCAUCGAAAGUCGCCUAGAGCUCGCUCGAUCCCUUGGUUUUGAAACUGUUAAUGUCAUGUCAAAAUCACGUGACGACAUUUUGACCGAGCUUGGGCAAAAAUUCGACGCUGUGAUGGAAUGCACUGGUCGAACAGAAUGCAUGCAGCUUAGCUUCGGAUUCUAA